AGCAACGUUGCCACAUAAUCAUCAAUCAUCGUCAUUUUCGAUUCUUGCGAGCAAGUGAAACGCUACCGCGGAUCCAAACAAAACGUUUCUAAAAUGCCAAGGGAAAUUAAGGAAAUCAAGCAGUUCCUGCUUAUUGCCAGGAAUCAAAAGGAUGCCAAAUCCGUCACCAUCAAAAGGAACAAGGAUAACACCAAGAUGAAGAUCCGCUGCAGCAGGUUUCUCUACACCCUUGUUAUCACUGACAAAGAAAAGGCAGAGAAAGUUCGACAGUCUUUGCCUCCUGGCCUUCAAGUGAAGGACAUCAACAAGUCCAAACGAAGCUAGGUGUUUUUCUUACAAUAAAUAAUUACAAAAAUAU
Cloeon dipterum is the source of this 358-nucleotide messenger RNA. RefSeq names its product ribosomal protein L38 (gene RpL38). Gene Ontology annotation, molecular function: structural constituent of ribosome. The record is from RefSeq and is a predicted model, not a curated record. Lineage: Eukaryota; Metazoa; Arthropoda; Insecta; Ephemeroptera; Baetidae. Gene Ontology annotation, biological process: translation; protein-RNA complex assembly. Gene Ontology annotation, cellular component: cytosolic large ribosomal subunit; ribosome. The transcript is spliced from 5 exons. Bases 94 to 324 code for a protein of 76 amino acids.